GUUAGUCUGUGCUUGUAAAAUGUCAUAACAAAUGGAAAUUGGAAAUCGGUAAUGAAAUCGUGGAAUAAUAUUGAAAUUAUGUACAUAAAGUAAUUAUAUUUAUUUAAGUUGAUUUGUUGAGAUUAAAAAUGACGAAAGUAUUUUCUAUAUCGAAUAUUCCUGAGUUUUCUAAGAAAGAGCGCAUCGUUGUUGUUGGUGUGAUCGGCAAGUCGCCGUACCGGUACCCCAACAAGACGAGCCCCCUCUUAUCGGGCGUGCAGAGCGAGGAAAAUGACAUAGAAUGCCACUGGGAUGAAAGGAAAGGCAUCCUCUACCUUCACGCUGUCACAUACUUAGACACCAAGAGGCUGGUGUCUUUGGCCACCAGUCUUGAUGAAGACUCAAAGAGUACUGUGAAAGAUGCAGAUGCUGCACACUGGCUGGUGGCGGCGGGCGAGCUGGCCAUAGAGUCGUGCAGAGCCAUUGCCCUGAUAUUCCAUCUCUGCCACAUUGUGGUGCUGUCCUCACCCACGCACAUGUUUGAUCUCAACUACUUGCAGCUGUUCAGGGCUGUUGAUGGAUAUAGGGCGGAGUUGACUGCAGCCACCACCGAAGCGCUGCUGCGCGCGGCGGCGGGCGGCGCCUGGGACACGCACGGGCGCCCGUGCUGCCCGCGCCUGCUGUUCCACUUCCGCCGAGCACCCUCCCAGCUGCGCCGGGCGCCCGCGCUUCUCAAGAAGCUGGAGCACGCGGUGGAGGACCAAAUCUACUUUAUACUGAGGAAAGCCAGGAUCAUCACUAACGUCUGCGCUAAAUCCCUCUUUGCGAUACCAAAAAAUGAAGAGUUCGUGUACAUGAGCUCCUCGGAGGAGUGCGGCGACGCGCGCGACGUGAGCGCGCUGCUGCGCGGGCUGGUGCGGCUGUGCGCGGGCGCCGAGCCGGGCCCGCAGCCGCAGCGCUCCUUCCGCCAGUUCCUGCAGAGCCACCUCGACAUGGCGCUCGGCGACGGCUUCGAUGACAACGUCGGCAAAUACGCCAUGAGCACUUCCUUCUUUGAGCUGCCGAGCGCGUGGUCAUGGCGCGCCGCGGCGCAGGCCCUGGCGCCGAUAUACCUGCAGGCGCCCGCAGCGGACGCGGCCGGCGGCGCGCUGUUCGACGCGCUGGCCACCGACGUGCGCUUCUCACAAGCUAGAUGCGCCAAGGUGCUACCUAUAGCGCAGGCUUCGUAUGCCGAAGGGUUGCCGCCUCAUUAUUCCAGCCAACAUCAUCUGCACAAGGUGGGCGUGGCGCUGGGCGUGGUGGACUCCAUGGCGCGCGGCCCGCUGGCGGCGGCGGCGCGCGCGCGCCUCACCGCGGCGUGCGCGGCCACGUGGCGCACGCGCACGCUGUGCGAGGCGCCCUCGCUCACCGGCCACCCCUGCGUGCUCCCGCACCACGACAGCUCGGUGGAGCACUCGUCGGGCGUGCGCUACGUGAGCGCGUGCAACUGCGGGCGCACCAAGUGCUCGCGCGAGGACCCGUACAGCGUGCGCGCCGCCAACCACAGCUUCUACACGCUGGCCGCCGACGAGUGCGGCACGUGCAAGACGCUGCAGGCCGUACACUUCCCCGUGUUCCAGCCCUCCACGCCCAGCUUCAGGGCGGCGGCAGUAAAGGGCGCGGAGGGCUCCGCCGCGCGCGCCGACGGCAAGGAGGCGGAGGACGAGGGCGCGCCGCCGUCGCCCGCGUCGCCGCGCUCGUGCUGGUCGCCGCCCGACGAGCUGUCGCCCGGCUCGGCCGACGACGACGAGGACGCGCCGGCGCCCUGCGGCGACGCCGACCUCGAGCUGCUGGCCGUGCACGAGCCCAGCGCGCCCGAGAAGUCGAUCAGCCGCCAGCCGUCCACGACGGAGUACCUGCCCGGCAUGCUGCACACGGGCAGCCCCGCCGGCCUGCUGCCCGCCUUCCCCAGCUGGUCGCUGGUGUGCCUGGGCGCGUCCUCGCUGUACUCGCACAGCGCCGGCCUGCCCGAGCACCUGCAGGCCGGCUUCCUGCCGCACGCCAACCACCUGCUGCCGUGGGACUGCGCGCUGGCGGGGCGCGCGCGCGGCCGCCACGCGCCCACCGUCAAGAUCUUCUUCGGCUACGAGUACGAGUGCGGGCGCGGCCACCGCUUCGUGCCGGCGGCGCCCGAGAACGGCGCGGGCGCGCGGUUUGCGGCGGCCGACGUGCCGCUGGCGGCGCCGUGCGUGUGCCGCGCGCCCGGGCCCGCGCGCCUGGCGCGCCUGCACGUGGUCACGCCCAAGGCGGCCGUGGCCGUGACGCUGACGCCGCGCGUGCAGCCCGCGCCGGGCCGGCCCGCCUUCACGCCGGGCGCGGGCGAGCCGCUGCGGCUCAGCGCCUCGGCCUACUGGGUGCUGCGCUUCCCCUUCGUGUACGCCGACGAGCGCGGCGUGGUCCCGCGCUCGCGCGCGCUGGCCGGCGGCUGCGUGCUGGCGCCCAUGUUCGGCCUGCAGGCGGAAUGACCCAAAAACAAAAACCAAACGGGUGCUGGUAAUAAAUAGUUGACGUCUCGACAAACUUCUGAUCCCCUGAGAACGUGAGCCGUGUGCCCGAGUACUGUAUAUAUUAAUUAUUAAUAUUAAUACAAUAUAUAAAAGAGGUUCUCAGCGGCGAAGUUUGUCAGAUUGCAUCUUUAAAGCGGACUAGUGCUCUAGCGCGGACUAUAAAAUAUUGUGCAAAAAUAACCUCAGAAAUGAUCAGUCUAACACAUCAUAAUUUAGUAAAUGAAGUGUCUUAAAUUAAUUAUUCUGGGAGAAUUUAAUGAAUAGUACUGUGGUGUAAUGUGCAUGUUUAAAUAAUUUUACUGAUUUUAGUCAAAAUUAAGUCGAGUCAAUAAGCGAUUUAGCGUUCCGGUACGAUGUCGUGUAGAAACCGAAAGGGGUGUGGAUUUUCAUCCUUCUAUUACUAGUUAAUGGUAAGUGUAGGCGUCCACAGAUACGGAUCUGUAGACGCAAGUGUAUGACUUUCUAUACAAAUAGUACUAAAAUCCGUGUUACAAACGUGAAAACGUUUAACUAAACUUUCUUUCAGAAAUUUUACUUCUAGAUGAAAGUAAAAACACAUGUUUCUGUGCUACUUCUGUUGUAUUAUUCAUUGUGUAGAGUUCCAGUUUCUGGGUGUUUUUCAUAUAUAGUCAGUGGCUCAUAUUGGUCGCUUUGCAAUAUUGUAGACCCAGUUGAAUUUAUGUACAUUUCUGUAAACCAGCAAGUCAAUGAAGAAGCUAUGAAAUAUAGAUAAAAUCUAAUGUAUAUCAUCAGUAAAUACGAGAUGUAUUUUAUCAUCCAAGAGAUCAUUCUUAUCAUAGUUAGUUAUUAGGAAAUUCAUUCUUAGUUGUAAGAUGAAAAAAUAUAAUGAAGUUUAAACAUGAAAA
Molecule: messenger RNA, 3391 nt
Organism: Bicyclus anynana (squinting bush brown)
Lineage: Eukaryota; Metazoa; Arthropoda; Insecta; Lepidoptera; Nymphalidae
Product: nonsense-mediated mRNA decay factor SMG8
Exons: 10
Coding region: 129-2483 (784 amino acids)
Biological process (GO): nuclear-transcribed mRNA catabolic process, nonsense-mediated decay
Source: RefSeq, a predicted model, not a curated record